GCGCUGCUCCGUGCGGCACAGGCGAAGGGCCAGGCGAGCCUGGAGAUCUCCUGCGGCGACCGCUGCUACUCUGUGACCUUCAGGAAGGGCGAGGCCGAGCGUGUGAACCUGCAGACGCAGGUGCGCCGGCGGAUGCGCGACCGCGCCGCCAAGGAUGUGAGGUGCGAAAGUAUCGUCAACUCCCUCACCAGCAUGGGCUUCUCUGAGGAGAAGGUGCGGGAGGUCCUGGAAAAGAGCAGCGACCUCUCCAAGGCGCUGGAUGAGCUGAUGUUGCGCUGGUGGGGCGACUGCCAGCAGCAGGAGGCACGAGACCACGGGCAGGUGGGCUUUGAGGUCUUUCCCCGCGGCUCCUGGCCAGGCCAAAUGAGGCAGCAGGGGACUUGCCCGGCAGGCGAGGUGCUGAACGUGGAUCCCAGCGCUGGCUGCCCGGCGGACUGGCAGCUUGACAGCGGCACCUCUGGGGCCCAAGUCUGUGUGCGUUCGGGCUUCCCGGGCUCGUCAGUGCAGGUGGACGUGGUGCAGGCGUUGGCGCAAGCGGGGCAUGUCAAAGGCCGGCGGAUCUACGACAGCAUCGCUGGCACGCUGCAGAUCUACCAAAAAGGCUCCACGGACGCGUUCCAGCAGGGCACCCGGGACCUCUCGAGCGUGGAAUCCAGCGACUAUGUGGACGGUAUGUCGGUGACCAUCGGCGCGCCCAGGACACACAUCUUCACCCUGGCCCUGGGCACCUCCUACGACACCGCCCUUGGCACAGCUGGCAUGUGCCCCUGCGGUGUGGAGACCCAAAGUGUCCAGUGUGGGGGUGAUCCGGUCCCAGCCUUCCUCUCGGGGGAGGAGCACCUCUGCGACAGCGGCACGGUGGGCUCGGCGAGCCUCGCCUGGGGCGCGCGCCUGGUGAGCGCCGGCUUCGGCCCGACAGCGCUGGGUGCCACGACGCAGACGCUGGAGGUGCGACUCAUGUGCGACAGCGUCAGCUCCAACGAGGAUGUGGGGGUCCUGCAGCUCUCCGUGUCGGUCAAUGAGCUCGAGGAUACGACGCCUCCAGUGAUCAGCUUGCUGGGCGCAUCUCCUCUGAAGGUGGAGGUGGACGCUAUUUUCCAGGACCCGGGGGCCUCGUGCGUGGACGACCUGGACGGCCCAUUGACCACCAACAUCACGGUGCUGGGCUGGGUGAACACCAGCGAGUUGGGCACGACCGAGCUGGUCUACUCCUGCGAGGACAGCCGGGAGAACGCUGCCAACGUGUCGCGCCUGGUGGUGGUGGUGGACUCCGGGUCACCCACUGUGGAGCUGCUGGGUGAGCCGCGGCUGUGCCUUGUGGAGGGCGAGGCCUACAUGGAGCUGGGGGCGCGGUGCCUGGAUGCGGCAGACGGGGCCUUCAUGGCGGAGAUCCGAGGCCUCGUGGACUCCAAUGUGCUGGGAGACCAGUACGUGAGCUACGUUUGCGUGGACAGCGUAGGCAACAACGCUACGACAGCCCGGCGUGUGACGGUGGUCUCCGGGGAAGCCCCUGGAGAUCUGUUCCUCACCAGCUUCGGCGUGGAGGUGCGGGGCGCGCUGAGCUUCUUUGCGCCCCAAGUGCCCGCCACGGAUGUCGAUCCGAAGAGCGAGAUCGUACUCACGUGGUCCGAGCCGGUGACAGCUGGCACAGAGGCCUGCCGCUUCAUCUCCUUCUUCAAGGAGGGGGAGCUGGUGGCCCAGCACGAGGCCCUAGAUCUGUUCGCCAACGGCGCCCUCUCCGCGCAGCAGUUGGUCUUGGGCAGCCAGGCCUUGGAGGAGAGCACCAGCUAUGUGGUCCAGGUGGACGAGCACUUGGUGCUGACGGCCGGGCUCAACGGCAGCCAGCGCCAGCAGCUGCAGAUCCGCACGGGGGACUACCAGGGCCCCCGCCUGCGCAGCGGCCCCAGCGGCAGUGCCUGGCCCUUCGGCGACCUCAGGCUGGGGUUCGAUGAAGACGUCCGCCUCGGCUCUGGCUCCUUGCUGGUGUGGGAGCGGGUGGCCGGAGUGGAGGAGGAGGUGCCGUGCAACGGCUCGGCCUCUGAGCGCGGCGCGCGCAUGGAGGCGGCGGGGAGCGAGCUCUCAGUGCAGCUGGGAGGGCUUUGGAGCUUCUGCGGGGACUUCCGGCUCAGCGGGGAUGUGGGCUGCGCACUGGACGCGGCCGAGAACCCCUCGCAGAACUUCUCGGUGGCUUUCCUGAGCUCCUGCGUCUCCACCUUGAGCCCCGAGCAGGGCAGCCGCGGGGUGGCGCUGGACCAGCCCGUGACGUUGACCUUCCCGGAGCCCGUCGCGCUCGCACCGUCCAAUGCCUCGGUGGUGCUGGAGAUUGUGGGGGAGAGCGUGAGGCGCUACGGCCAGGAAGACUGGCCACGUUUGUACGUCUUGGGCCGCAGCUUGAUCUUGGACCUGGCCUGCGCCACAAAGUACUGCGCUAUCCAGGCGGCUUAUGCCAACCUAAGCUUCUCGCCGCUCGGCUUCUGCGCUGAACUCACGCCGCAGCAGUGCAAGGGAAAGGUGCACCGGGUGUGGCUGGAGGGUGGCCUGGUGCUGCGGAACCUCACCUGGCCCGAGGCGCCUGAGGGCCUGGGCGUGCAGGACGUGCCGGCGCAGCUGGUGGAGGAGCCGUACUAUUUCACGCUGCAGGUGGCGGACUACACAGCUCCCCGCGUACUGGUCAUGGAGGUGAGCGCGAGCGGAGUGGAGGUGGCGCUCAAGGUGCGCCUGGACGAGGCCGGCGUUGUGUACUGCGCCGCGUUGGGGGAGGCGGACGGCGAGUGCACGCAGGAGGUGCUGCUGUUGCAGGAGUACAGCAACAGCACCUGCAACUUGACCCGGUCCGACUGCAAGGAUUGCGAGCCGCCCAGCUACGGGUGCUUCACCCGGAGCUCCAUGUGGGCGGACGACGGGUGCUCAGGCCGUUUCCUGCUGGAGGGCGUGGAGUUGGACUGCCAGAGCUGGGAGCUGGACAAGACACUACACGACGCGGCCUUCCGUUCCGUGCUGUCGCUGGGGCACCGCCACGCCUGCGCUGUGCGGAAGGACAUCCAAGCUGCGGCCUGCUGGGGCAAGGCGGACUACAUCGACCCGGUGACCUUCGCCGCCCCCGCAGGGAGCUUUGGGGCGGUGGCGGCGGGGUACCUCCACACCUGCGGGCUGCUGGAGACUGGAGAGGUGCAGUGUUGGGGUACGGACCUCCAUGGGGAGACCUCAGCGCCUAGCGGGAGCUACGAGCACAUCACCAGUGGCUUCAGGUUUUCUUGCGCGCUGCGCGCCAGCGACCACUCCGCGGUCUGCUGGGGCCUCAACGACUUCGGCCAGGCCUCGCCGCCCUCCGCGGCCUUUUUGACGGUGUCGGCGGGGUAUAAGCACGCCUGCGGCAUACGGGAAGACUACCUGCUGGCAUGCUGGGGUCUGGACGACUUGGGCCAGGCCUCCCCUCCAGCGGGGGAGUUCCUGGCGCUGAGCGACCGGGGCCAGGCGCUCGCCUUCGGCAGCCUGGCGGCGGGGUGGCACCACAACUGCGCGGUGCGGAGGGACCAAGGAAUCUCCUGCUGGGGCGACAACAGCCAGGGCCAGUGCGACGUGCCGGUGGGCGAGGCCACGUAUCUGCAGGUGGCGGCCGGGCGCGUCCACAGCUGCGGGCUCUUCAAGGUGCUGCCAGGGCAAGGCCCAGGCGUGGUGAAGAAUGGCACGUUGCACUGCUGGGGCGCGGAUGACGUGGGCCAAAGCUCGCCGCCACAGCUGCCCAAAGUGGGGGGCGUUGCGGCGGACGAUGACUACACCUGCGCGCUGGCCAUGGAUGGCACGCCCUACUGCUGGGGCAAGAACGAUUUUGGCCAGGCGAGCCCCAGUGGCAGUGGCUACGGCCUGCCGGAUGAGUUCGAGAACGUCACCUGCGCCACAGACACCACUGCCAGCAGCAAACGGAUCAAAGGAGCCGGGCUCCGCGAGGCCAGCGCGUCCGCGCGCGCGGCCUAUGACUCCGCCAGGGGCCAUGCAGAGGCCAGGCUGACGCUGCAGGGCCUGGCGGAGGGUCAGAGCUAUGGGGUGUACUGCACCGCGGAGGACGAGGAGCUGCCGGUGCCCAACGUGGUGUCGGACUCCGUGGUGGUGGCCCUUGGCCGCCAGGUCACGAUGCCCGACAGGACGGCGCCGCUGGUGCAGGUGGUGUCGGUGGAUCAGGGCCCUGCUGGCUCAGUGGCGCUGAAGGUGUCGCUGAGCGAGGAGGGGGUGGCCUUCUGCCUGGCAGUGGUGGAUGGAGCAAGGGCACCCUCCCAGGCGGCGCUCCGUGCGCGGGGCGGCCGCUCGGAGGCCGGCGAGGUGGUGCUCACGGGUCUGGCGCUGGACGUGGAGUAUGACGGCUACUGCACGGCCAGGGACCUCAGCGGAAACUGGGCCACCCAGGAGGCCAUUCUGCAGAGUAAGGUGGACUUCCACGUGGCCCGGGACCUGGCGCCGCCCAAGCUGCUCCGCACGGAGCCGCUGGGCGACGGCUUCUGCGUCUGCGAGGCUGACGGCGUGGCGCCGGGCUGCAUGACCACCCUGAAGCUGACCUUCGAUGAGGAUAUCUUCCGGGGAUCAGGCAACUUGACGGCUACCUGCACGAACAACCCGGGGAUUUGCGCGGAUGUGAUCUUGCCCAUGCACCUGGAGUCCUGGUACACAGGCAGCUCGAGCAUCCUCUUCAACGAGCUGACGGUGCACUUCAGCGAGCCCCUGACCGAUGCCUCCAGGUUCAAGGUGGUGAUCGACCCCGGCGCGCUGCGGGACCGCUCGGGGAAUUGGGUGAGCCUGGACGAGACCUGCGCCUCUUGGGUGCCCUUGGGUGCGGAAGAUGCGCUGCCGGACAUCUGCGACGGGAGCUUCACCUUUUGGACGCCCUCCUAG
Effrenium voratum is the source of this 4884-nucleotide messenger RNA. NCBI's taxonomy places the organism in Eukaryota, Dinophyceae, Suessiales, Symbiodiniaceae. The record is from the annotation of a GenBank genome assembly.